Molecule: messenger RNA, 2790 nt
Organism: Amoebophrya sp. A120
Lineage: Eukaryota; Dinophyceae; Syndiniales; Amoebophryaceae
Source: the annotation of a GenBank genome assembly
AGUGUAGAAGCGCUACUAUUUUUGUUCAAUUCGAUCGCUCAUGAUCAAGAUGAUGAGAUGGAUCACAUGCGUUUUCGGCAGUGGCGGGCCAUUUUGUGUUUCGCUAUCGUGGACGUAGUCCAGCUUUUUUCUCCGACGUCCACUUUGCAGCAGUUCCCGUUUUUAAUUACGGUUGUCGCUGAGCAAUACCGGACGAGCGUCGAAGAAGUAGAAAAUGAGAACGAGCCAACUACCGCUCCUGAAAAGCUCCCCCGGGAGAUCACCUUCCUGUUCACGGACUCUCACGGACGCUUGGCCCUGCAGCAUGGAUGCAUGUGCGAUGGCGGCGCCAACAUUUACACGAUUCCAAACGCCUACCGGCAGUUCGCGCAGUCCUGGCGGGGGAUGCAGUGGCACCGUUGGUGGGACGGUACCGAGGACCGGUAUUUCUACCCCCACCGAAACGGUGUCGUCUGCGAGCGCGACUCCCUGGCGUACGAAGCACGCGCCCGGCGGAGGCGGCGAAAGCGGGGAACGGCCAGGCGUGGGGACUACGACAGCGGUGGACCACGCGGAAAGAACCACGCCUCGUCGUCGGCGGAGGACGAGAACCGUUCAGCGCGGACCGGGGAUAUUAAUAGUAGUGCCAACACUAGAAGUAGUAGUACCGGGCUAGUGCUGGAGGGGGCUGCUCCAGGAGAUCAUGACGGCCAAGGUCUUCAGAGCGCGCUGUUAAAAGGAGACCAAAAUAAAGGCAAGCGGCGAAAGGAGAAGAACGCCGAACACGACGACUUCUUGCUAGAAGAGGACCUAGACGACCACUAUUUGGUGAACUCGGUGAUGAAUAUGACGCACUUCCAGCACCGGUUGCCGAGCAAAUAUCCCUGGUUAGCAGCACUGCAACCGUGGGUUUGUGUGGUGCGGAAAAAACGAAAGGAGAGUGGUGCUUAUCUGGACAUCACAGUCGCGUUUUGGAUGGCGGUGGGGACGCGACCGUUCCGGCCCUCCUUCCUCCUAUCGCUGAAAAAGCUUUUCAACGUGGGCACCCGGGAGCGAGGAGACCCAGACCUGGUGCUUGACAAGCAGAACGGCGCGAGCAUGGACGUGUUGUCCUGGUAUCGCGAAAACUUCUUUCCGUUCUUGCGUGAGUUACUGGCGAUGCUGAUAAUACCUGUUGUACCAGGACGAGGACAAGAUGAGGCCAAGGACAUCGUAAGAAAGCCUACGAACAACAACGCGCGUUAUAAUCUUCUACCGCCAGCAGCUGCUGCUGGUCCUGGUGCUCCCCCUGCCCCUGCCUCCCCGUCUCCUGUCGUUCCCCCUCAGCGCAACUCGGUUGUCCGUGCAGUGUUCAGCUUGGACUCGAUCUUUUUGGCGUGGCUGCGCUUUUACCCGCAUUUCGUGCGAGUGGCGGAAGAGACGAAGCGCGGCGUCGAAAUCGUCCGGCCGCCGCAAAAAGAGCCUCGCGGGGCGGUGGACCCCUUCUACCAACACGUCGUCGAUGUGCUGGAGGAAGCAUACGAGUUCGAAGCCUGCGGCACGAACAGGACCGGGAAGCCUGUUGAAGUAGACGCGGUCGCGGAGAAAAGUUGGCCGCGAGAACAAGUGAGUGCAAUAAAUAAGGCGGACCAGCAGCACACGGUGGCCAAUUCCAGCGCUAUAAGUUCGUCUGCGGUACUAGUACGGCAUGAUCCCACUAGUGGGCAAAGGCGUGGACGAGAAGUUCAAGUUGUACACGCUGCUCUGUCCCCUUCUUGCGAGAAGAACUCUGCCGUUGUGCGCGCUUCGCAGUACGGGAACAUGUUCCGACGGGGUCUUCCCGGAACUCGUCCGACGCGCAUCGAAACGGGGGUCCGGGCGGAGGUCUUGUCUUUUCUGGACAGCGACUAUAAAUUUGAACAAGGACGACAAAGUCAAAGCAUGCGCGUCGUGCCGGGAAACAAGCGGAACGACGACGAAUUUUCCAGGAAUAAAGUUUCCUUUGCCUCUCGCGAACGUUACUUGCGGCUCCAUCCUCACCGGCAUGGUGCGGGCGUUCUUUCGGCUUUCGCGUUGAACUUCACGAGACUGGUGUUUGAUUUUGAAGCCUUUUUCGCCGAGCAUUUGGACGACGGGCUAUUGUUUAACGCCAAUCACUCCGCUGCGAGAAAUGCAACAUUUUUACCAGAGAUUGUGAUUAUGAACACGCACCGGCACUUGCCCCGGUACGCCUGGUUGCGCAGUGAAAACAGUUCCUGCAAAGGACUUGACUCCGCCGGUCGAGUGUCGGAGCAAGAGCUGCGGCGAACCACGCACUACUGGGGGCACUUCUCUCCGGUGCACGCGACGGUUCUGGGCAUGGUGCAGGCCGUGAACGACUGGCGAAGUGGAAGCGAUACAACUUCUAACAGUGCUAGAAGCAACGAGAAUUAUUCAGUAAGCCCAGAGCGAUCGCGCCGUCCUUGGGAAUGGUUAGAUUUCAACGCCAAAUUUAACCAGCUCGUGUCUCUGCACCGGCGGAACGAGGCGGAUUACAGUGCCGGCACUUCUGCGGAGAACCUCCGACCAACACCCGCGGGGUGGAUGCUACCCGUCUCCGCGUGCAACAAAAGUCAUCUGUUUGAACUCGACGGGCACCACCUGGGGCCCUGGGCCAGUAGCUAUCAUUACCAACUCAUGAAACAAAGCAGGACGCCGGUGGAAUGACAUCAUUUUGAGCAGAACAUUGAGUACUUAUUGCGAACGGUAGUUCUUGGAUUGCGAGACCUAAAAGUACUUAUUUUGACGAGGAACAAAAUCAAAAUCUUUGGGUUUGGCACACGUAGUACAUCU